AUGGCUAUCAACGACACCCCCACCAACGGCAACACACACCCCAUCACCGCCGCCUCCAAGACCAACACCACCAACAUCACCUCUCAGUCCAAUGCCGCCGACCCUCAGUCUUCCUUUGCCGUCAAGGUCGGCCUCGCCCAGAUGCUCAAAGGCGGCGUCAUCAUGGAUGUCGUCGACGCCGAACAAGCACGCAUAGCCGAAGAGGCCGGCGCCGUAGCCGUCAUGGCCCUCGAGCGUGUCCCCGCUGACAUUCGAAAGGACGGCGGAGUCGCACGAAUGUCCGACCCCGCGAUGAUCAAAGACAUAAUGAAAGCCGUCACCAUUCCCGUCAUGGCCAAGGCGAGAAUAGGACACUUUGUCGAAUGUCAGAUCCUGCAGGCUAUUGGAGUGGAUUACAUCGAUGAGUCGGAGGUUCUCACACCGGCAGAUCCUGUGAAUCAUGUGGAUAAGAGUGUGUACACUGCGCCUUUUGUAUGCGGGUGCAGGAAUCUGGGAGAGGCACUGAGAAGGAUUUCCGAGGGUGCGGCUAUGAUCCGUACCAAAGGUGAAGCGGGGACGGGAGAUGUUAUCGAGGCUGUGAGACACAUGUCGACUGUCAAUGCGGAGAUUGCAAAGGCGAGCUCCAUGUCGGAUGCAGAUCUGAGGAUGAUGGCGAGAGAGUUGGAAUGUGACUAUGCUCUGCUGAAGCAGACUGCUCAGCUCAAGAGGUUGCCUGUUGUCAAUUUCGCUGCGGGAGGAAUUGCCACGCCGGCUGAUGCUGCACUCAUGAUGCAAAUGGGCUGCGAUGGUGUCUUCGUCGGGUCAGGAAUCUUCAAGUCUGGUGAUGCGGCAAAGAGGGCAAAGGCCAUUGUUCAGGCCACGACACACUUCAACGAUCCCAAGGUGCUCGCUGAGGUCAGCUCUGGUCUGGGAGAGGCCAUGGUUGGUAUCAACUGCGACAAGCUGCCGGAGCAACAGAAGCUGGCCAAGCGUGGAUGGUAAACUUCUGACGAUGGAGGAACAAAAAAAAACAUGUUGCGAUGGAGUUGUAAGCAUAGCAAUGGGCGCCCGUGGGAUAGAAUUUUGAUGGAGCCAAAAGACAAUGUACACAUGGGAAAAGCAAGAGAGGUCAUUUUGGUCCUCAUUUCUUGUUUUGUAAUCUUGUGAUGCGGCUUUCCGCGCUCUCUAGAGUAGUAUCUCAAACCAAAG
This is a messenger RNA of Sphaerulina musiva SO2202, 1188 nucleotides long. RefSeq names its product pyridoxine biosynthesis protein PDX1. Bases 1 to 981 code for a protein of 326 amino acids. Gene Ontology annotation, molecular function: amine-lyase activity. Gene Ontology annotation, biological process: pyridoxine biosynthetic process; pyridoxal 5'-phosphate biosynthetic process; amino acid metabolic process. The transcript has a single exon. The record is from RefSeq and is a predicted model, not a curated record. NCBI's taxonomy places the organism in Eukaryota, Fungi, Ascomycota, Dothideomycetes, Mycosphaerellales, Mycosphaerellaceae.